AUAGCAAGUCUGAAACUGAAGGAGCUGAAGAUAGUUUGCCAACAGCCCGCGAAGGAAGACACACAGGAAGGGUCCUUUGGGAGCAAUAUUACCUGUAAACAUAUGUUUUGAAAAGUGUGAAGGAUGCCGGCUACAGGACUGAAGAUGUGGGUAUGGAAUCCUCUACUCUGUCUGGCUCUUAUCUCUCUCUCACCUGCACCAGCUCAGGGUCAAGUUGCCACCCCACGAAGACUUCGUUUCAAAGUCCUGAGCGCAACCCAGCUGCUUGUGUCAUGGAAAGAGCCGAAAGGAGACUUUGAAAGCUACAGAUUUAUUUAUAGCACACAAUCAGAUGCAGAGGAGACUGAACUAGAGGUGACAAAGAAGGAAGCCAAAGUGAUCAUAGACUUUGACCCCAGAAAGUUAUACACAGUCAAGGUCACUGCUGUGAAAGGUGCUCAGGAGAGCAAGCCACUUCUAGGAACAUUUGAGGCCCAACUUUCAGAGCCUGACAUUAAGAACGUACAGCCUCAGAAUGUACGACCCAAGAACCAGAAAGACACCAGUGGCACAGAGGAGAACAAUGAGAUAUCUGAAGAGGUAGAGCAAAACAUCCAGAAGAUAUCGGUCCUCUCAGCUCAGACGGAAUUUGUGUGCCACUGCAGCUGUGUGCAUUGAAUGCUCGAUGGGAAAAGUGGCACAUACCACCUACAGCUAAUUUACAAUCUGAAAUCAAUCAUUGUAAUCCACCAUAAAGGCUGAUGGAAUGCUGGAUUACUUUUACAGUAUUUUGCUUUUAAACAAUAAACUGCUGCCCUAUUCU
This is a messenger RNA of Salmo salar (Atlantic salmon), 802 nucleotides long. RefSeq names its product Collagen alpha-1XIV chain (gene coea1). The record is from RefSeq and is marked provisional. Gene Ontology annotation, molecular function: protein binding. NCBI's taxonomy places the organism in Eukaryota, Metazoa, Chordata, Actinopteri, Salmoniformes, Salmonidae.